AUGAUAUCAAUCCAUGCCUUUGCUUCAAUCUUUGCUAUCAUCUUCUUUGCAGGAGCAGCAGAAGCAGCAUCUCCUUUGGUCACCUAUGUGUUUGGAGACUCCUUAACUGAGGUUGGAAACAACAACUUUCUUAACUCCCUCGCACGCUCCGACUAUCCUUGGUACGGACUUGAUUAUAACGGUGGCCAACCAACUGGCCGAUUCACUAACGGUCGAACCAUCGGAGAUAUCAUAUCUUCUAAGCUAGGAAUUCCGUCGCCGCCUCCGUACCUAUCACUUUCUCAAGAUGACGAUAGACUCCUCCAAGGUGUUAAUUACGCUUCUGGUGGAGCGGGGAUUCUCAACGACACUGGACUCUACUUCAUCCAAAGAUUAUCGUUCGAUGAUCAAAUCCAGAACUUCAACAGGACAAAGAUGGCGAUCAGAAGGAAGAUCGGGGAUGAAAAAGCUAAUAUACAUUGCAAUGAAGCAUUGUAUUUCAUUGGAAUUGGUAGCAAUGACUAUGUGAACAAUUUCUUGCAGCCAUUUUUGGCCGAUGGACAACAAUACACGCACGAUGAAUUUUUGGACCUCUUACUCUCCACAUUGGAACGACAAUUUACGAGGCUUCACCAAUUGGGUGCAAGAAAGAUGGUGGUGCAUGGGCUAGGGCCAUUGGGGUGCAUUCCUUCACAAAGGGUGAAGUCAAGAAAAGGGCAAUGCCUAAAAAGAGUGAACCAAUGGGUUCAACACUUCAAUUCUAAGCUCCAAACCCUCGCAAUAACUCUCAACAAAACCCUCCCGAACGCUCAUUUUCUCUUUGCAGAUACUUACCCGGUCGUUCUUGACCUCAUCACCAAUCCUUCGACUUACGGAUUCAAAGUUUCAAAUACAUCUUGUUGCAAUGUGGACACAAGCAUUGGAGGGCUUUGUUUGCCAAACUCAAAAGUAUGCAAGAACAGAAGUGAGUAUGUGUUUUGGGAUGCCUUCCAUCCCUCUGAUGCUGCUAAUGCUGUCUUGGCUCAUAAACUCUUUUCAUCUUUAUUCCCUUCUUCUUCUUCCUCUUCUCCGACGCCCUCUCCGACGCCCUCCCGUUAAAAAUUUAUAUGAACGUUCACCGAUAUUUCGAUGUUUUGAUAUACUCAAAACUAAGUUACGAUACUAAUAUGUAUAUUUUUAUUGUUCUAUAGUAAGCAUAUCCACGAAAUGUAACACAAUUUAACCUUGUUUA
Cucurbita pepo subsp. pepo (vegetable marrow) is the source of this 1210-nucleotide messenger RNA. RefSeq names its product SGNH hydrolase-type esterase superfamily protein. The record is from RefSeq and is a predicted model, not a curated record. Gene Ontology annotation, molecular function: hydrolase activity, acting on ester bonds. Lineage: Eukaryota; Viridiplantae; Streptophyta; Magnoliopsida; Cucurbitales; Cucurbitaceae.